Calypte anna (Anna's hummingbird) is the source of this 1790-nucleotide messenger RNA. RefSeq lists its product as uncharacterized. The transcript has 9 exons. Lineage: Eukaryota; Metazoa; Chordata; Aves; Apodiformes; Trochilidae. The coding region runs from base 38 to 1033 and encodes 331 amino acids. The record is from RefSeq and is a predicted model, not a curated record.
CGUCCCGGCCUGCCCCGGAAAGGCAGGCAUUGCCGCUAUGUCGGUCCCGUUACCGGAGGGGAGCGGCGGCGAAGCGGCCAUGGAGGGCGGCGAGGAGCUCAGCCGCGCCGCAGCCCCCCCGCUGCCCAACCUCACCCCCCGGCACCGGCAGCUCAUCCCCACGCCCUGCGGUCCCAUAAAGCCCUGCUCAGAGCUAUCGUUUCCUGUGAAGAUCUACUUCUGUGUCACCAUUUUGUCACUGCUGAGUGUCAUAGGGCUAACCAUAGAGACACUCGUCCAACAGACUGAGGAAGAUUUCACCAUUUCUCUCAUUCAGUUAAUUGGAGUUGUGUUCUGUGUGUACUAUGUGACCAGAGGAAUCCUGCAGGAGAACCGCCAGGAGCUCAUUGUCUUUGUCCUCUCCAUCUUGCUUGUGAUGUUCCGUUCCAUUGUCAACUUCACAGUUCUCUCUGCUGAGCAGAAGCCCAAACUCCUGGCUCGCUUCAUUCUGAUCCUUUUGGUUGGCUCCUUUGAUGUCAUCUGUGCCAUCAUCCUCAUCCAGAGUCAAAGCAUGAUGGCCUUUAGAGUGGGGGGUGCUCUAGAAAGCCUCCAGUCACAAUACUUCAUGCUGAACCUCUGCUUUUCCAUGCUGACCUUUGAUCUUCAGGCACAGCUCUGCUUGUGUGUUCUGCUGAUAAGCCUACAUGAGAUCACCCUUCUACACAACAUCAUCUCUGCUACAGGGGUUCUUUGGGCCUGCCUGAAGGUGACCAUCAGCAUCAUUGCAAUUUUAAAAGAACUGAAACCUCUGGUGUGGAUUUUUAUGAGCCAGAAUGUACCUGAAGUAGUUUACCUCAUCUACCUGCUUUACACGGUGAUAAAGGAGUGGGGCAAAGGGAACUCUUACACUCUGGAAGCUGCUUUUAUUAUUGGCUCUUGCAUUUCUGUUGCAAUAAAAUCUGUUUUGUUUUGGGCCCUGAUUCAUGUCUACCGCAGCUUUGGGCAGGGGCUGAGAGAAAGAAUGUUUUCUUCCUAUGGAAGGAUCGACUCCUGAGCAUCCCCCUGGUGCUGUGGCUGCAGCUCUUAGGGUAGAAUCAGAGCUGGGGAAGCUCUGAUCAAGGACUCACAUUCAGGAUGUAAGAUAAUGGGUCAGUUUCAGAGGAGGGGAAGUUGCUCAGAAAAAUGUCUAUACAUUUCUUGGUCUGUAUUGUGCUAGAGCAGUGCAGCUGGUAACAGUUUAAAAAGAAAAGUGCACUGGGAAAUUAACAGUAAUCCUCUCAAUUCAAUGAGUUUUGCUGACAGGACAAUGCAUCUUUCACUCCUUAUUUUCCUGAUGUUGCUUUAUAACCACAGGAGGUUCACAACAUGCAUGUGAGUAGAGACUAUUGUUAACAUAAAUGCUUUUUUUUUCUGGAUAUACACAAACAUAAUGAAAAUAACACACCCAUCUUUACUCCUGAGUCUGGAAGCACACUGCCCUGCCAUCAUGUCUCAACUCAGACCUGUUACUGAAGAGUUCCAGCCCAAAAUUGCCUUGAGGGCAACUCUCCACAAUGGCUUUGUGAUGGCUUCACUCCAGCAGAAUGACUCCUUGGACUUCAGAACACUGAAAUGUCUUUUUUUUUUUUUUUUGAAAACUACAUAAUGUCAUCUCAUGCCUUCCCAUAGUCUAACUAACCAAUGUGCCAUUUCAAAAUCAAAGGUGACUUAAAAUAAGCCUUUAAUACUGUAAUUUCAAAGUUUGGUAUUUUAUUGAUUGGAACCUUUAACUACUGGCUGUCUAUUUUUUAAUAAAAUAUAAAUGCAGUUUG